AUUGGUCCUUACUUUGCAGUAUGCACAGUUUCUUGUCUUAUACAAGGCUCUCAACCGCAGAGAGCAAAUAUGGCACGUUCUAUGGUUGCAUUCCGAAACAGCAAAGGUGGCCACAGGCUCUGUGCAAAUGAAGCAGAGCUCCCCUUCGUCUUCUUCUUCUUCUGGUACAGAUUUCUGUUGCUUGGACGUAUCCAUUGAGAUGGAUUAUGAGUAAUCACAGAACAAAGUUGACUUUGCGAUUAUCUUUAAUUUUUAUUUUUAUUUUAUUUUGGCGGAGCACAGUCCAAGCAGGUGCUUUUGGCUUCACACUCAAUCUAAAGUGAAGAUUGUUACCAUCUGAUUAUAAAUGCAGCAGUAUCCACCACGGCCUCCUCCGGGCCAUCCACUUCGUAGUAUUCCAGGCCAAACACCACCGCCAUAUGGCCAACCUCGGCCACAAACUCCUCCAUCAAUGGUGAGGCCACGCCCUCCCCCAUCACCUGUUCAAUCGAUGCAGAACCAAUUUGAGUCCACGUCUAUUUCUUCCAAUUCCCCUGGACAGAAAAGUAAUCGUGCAAAAAGAGUAUUUCAUCCCGAUGGAUCUCCCCAAGGCGCUAUUCGACCGCCUGUUGGAACAGUUCAUUCCUCACCGCAAGUACCUGGUGUACGACCUCUCAUGCCUCAAGGUCCUUCGGUGCCAUCGGUCGCUCAGCCGCAACCCCUUCCACAGCAACCAAAAUCUCGGAUAGAUCCCAAUCAAAUUCCAAGUCCUAUUCAAGUUCAGGAUCAAGAUCAACAAUUAUUUGCUGGACAGGAUUAUGGAACAUGCUCAAAGACUUCUGUUCCGUUGGCCACCACUCAGGUUCGCGUAGUUGAUCAAGGAAAUUGCAAUCCAAAAUUCAUGCGUAUCAACACUACUCAGAUACCCAUCAACGAUGAAUUGGUUGAAAAAACGCAUAUCCCCAUGUCUCUGAUCGUACAACCCUUGGCUAAGCUUCGACCAGAUGAAGACCCUGUGCCAGUCAUUGAAAUGCAAAAGGAAGGUCCUGUUCGAUGCAGACGAUGUAAAGGAUAUUUGAACCCUUGGUGCCUUUUUGCAGAUGGCGGAAGGAAGUUCGUCUGCAAUUUGUGUGGAUUUGACAGUGAUGUUCCUGAUGAAUACUUUUGCAACUUGGAUAUGACAGGGAGACGAACUGAUUAUGACUAUCGACCAGAACUUCGUUAUGGCACUGUCGAGUACAUUGUUCCCGAGGAAUAUUGGACCAAAAAACCACAUCCUAUCCGCUAUCUCUUUGCCAUUGAUGUGUCCAUGACUGCUGUGCAGAGUGGGAUGCUUGCGUCAUUUUGCCAAUCCUUGAAUGACAUUUUGUAUGGAGAUCACGCAGGAAAUGGUUUACCCGAGGGUGCAAAGAUCGGUCUGGUCACCUUUGAUCGCAACAUUCAUUUUUAUAACUUGAAGGCCAAUUUGGAACAAGCACAAAUGAUAGUCGUUUCUGACGUUCAGGAUGUUUUUGUCCCGCUACACGACGGUUUGUUUGUGGAUCCAGAAGAGUCCAAGACGGUCAUUCAAGAUUUAUUAGUCAACCUACCCAACUUUUACGCUGAAACCAGAGUGGUAGACGUGGUUUUUGGCUCAAUUAUUGCAACUGCCUUGAGUGGCAUGGAAAGCGGAGGAAAGUUAAUAGUAUUUUCCACCUCCAUACCAAAAAGAGGACUGGGGGUUCUCCAAGCUCGAGCGCAAGUCAACAACAACUAUGACGAAGAAAAGUCAUUGCUCAUGCCUAUCGGUACAGCCUAUAACACAUGGGGCGUUGAUCUUGUGAAUGCUGGCAUCUGCGUUGAUCUCUGGUUUUUCCCUGUUCGUAGUCUCUUAGAAAUGACGACAGUUAGUCAACUGGCAUCCAUGACUGGCGGCGAUAUACACUAUUUUCCAAACUUCAAUCCGAUCAAGGAUACUAUCCAGAUAACCCAUGAUUUGCGACAUGGUUUGGCUCGAGAAGCAGGUUAUAAUGCUGUGAUGAGAAUUCGGUGCUCUAAUGGUCUCACCAUUCAUCAACAAUUUGGUAAUUUCCACAUGAAGAAUAGUACGGACAUUGAAUUGGCUGGCAUCGACCAAGAUAAGGCCAUUGCAUUUGUUGUGAAGCACGACGAAAAGCUGGAUGCAAAGCUUGAUGCUUCAUUCCAGUGUGCUAUGCUAUAUACCACUGCGACUGGCCAGCGAAGAGUAAGAGUGAUCAACCUUAGCUUACCCGUGACUGAUAACAUUGGGAAUGUCUUCCGAAGCGCACAGAUGGAUGUAACCCUGAACCUCUUAAUGAAGCAAGCUAUCACUUUGGCAGGAAGCAAAUCAACUCAGAUGUUGCGCGACGAGUUGGCAGACAAGUGUGUAAAAAUCCUGUCGGCCUACCGAAAACACUGUGCGCUUUCCAGCUCUCCUGGUCAAUUGAUCUUACCCGAUUCAUUCAAGCUACUCCCACUUUACACGCUUGGCAUGCUUAAAUCGGUGGCAUUAAAAGCCAACCCUAACCUCAGUAUCGAUACCCGAGUUCACCAAAUGAAAUUAACCAAGAGCCUGGGAAUUCUUGACCAAAUGGUGCUACUCUACCCGCGAUUGAUCCCCAUUUCUCAUUUAGCUCCAGAGCACGGCCAACCCGACGCUUCCGGCAACGUUCAACUUCCAAGUUCAAUGAGAUUAUCUUAUGAAAGACUGCUUCGAGAUCAUGCUUACUUACUCGAAAAUGGCCAGGAUCUCUAUAUAUGGCUUGGCCGGGAUAUUUCGUCUGACUAUCUCCAAGCUGUAUUUGGCACGGACGAUCUCCAGCAUGUCGACCCAAGACAGUACAUUAUGCCCACACUCGAUACUGCGCUAUCAAGGCAAACCCGCGACGUUAUUGGGGCGAUCCAGGCUCAACGUGCUUGGAAAAUGCCGGUGCACAUUGUACGACAGCAGCUGGAUAUGGAGCUAGAGUUUGCCAAUCUACUCACUGAAGACAAGAACAAUGAACAAAUGUCUUAUGUCGACUACCUCUGCGUAGUUCAUCGUCAGAUCCAAAAUGAGAUAACGCAAGAGAAACAAGAUAAUAUCAUGGCUAGUGCCAGUUAUUGGACGCAUCGAUUUUAGUUGAGAAAGAGGAAGAUAGUUGUGGUUUUAUAAAAGUUGAGAUUAAAUCGACCGCUGGCGAUUGAGAAUCCAGAAAAUUGGAGUGAAAAGGAGAGAGGAUCCUCACCAAAAUGUUCUGGCUUGAUUCCAUCAUCACAGCUCCAAAUAAAAUAAUGUGGUGUGUGUAUUUUUUAUUUUGUCCAUGCCAACCCACGCAAAACCUGCCCCCC
Umbelopsis ramanniana AG is the source of this 3309-nucleotide messenger RNA. RefSeq lists its product as uncharacterized. Gene Ontology annotation, biological process: intracellular protein transport; COPII-coated vesicle cargo loading; endoplasmic reticulum to Golgi vesicle-mediated transport. The transcript is spliced from 14 exons. Lineage: Eukaryota; Fungi; Mucoromycota; Umbelopsidomycetes; Umbelopsidales; Umbelopsidaceae. The record is from RefSeq and is a predicted model, not a curated record. Gene Ontology annotation, cellular component: COPII vesicle coat; endoplasmic reticulum exit site. Bases 347 to 3100 code for a protein of 917 amino acids. Gene Ontology annotation, molecular function: SNARE binding; zinc ion binding.